Molecule: messenger RNA, 2335 nt
Organism: Solenopsis invicta (red fire ant)
Lineage: Eukaryota; Metazoa; Arthropoda; Insecta; Hymenoptera; Formicidae
Exons: 2
Coding region: 453-2096 (547 amino acids)
Molecular function (GO): RNA binding
Source: RefSeq, a predicted model, not a curated record
CAAUGAAAAACGCUAUAAUAUACAGGGAGUGGGUACCAUUAAUCAAGAAGAAGAAGAAGAAGACGAAUACACCCAUUCUCCACCAUUAUACGCACAUAACCAAAACAUUUCCAACCAACUACAAUGGAGCUUGCGUGAGUUUGAGCAAUACGGCACAUGUAAUAGAUUUUUCGUACUCGACUGGUAAGUCGACCAAAAACAUUCUUUCUGGAGAAAGAAACGUUGUUUUUGAAAAAUAAAGCAACUUUUUGUUGUAUCUCAGGUAAAAAAACUGAACAUAUUUAAAAAAAAUCUAGGAGAACCUGAUCCCGAUUGUGAUUUACAUUGCAUAAUUUUUAUAUAUUGUUGCAUUAUUUAAUCACACUAUAUCACAUCAAGGAACAUAGAACCUAAAAGUUCUGAAGAAGGAUAAUUAAUAUUGACAGUAUUUGCAAGAGUAUUUAUUCAGUACAAUGGAUUACCAUAAAUAUUAUAAAAUAGAAGAAGAUGGAAACUAUAGUAUACAUUUUAUGAACAAGGACAAACUCACUUUACCUGAAAUAAGGAAGAUAUUUUCUUCUUAUGGGAAUGUUUUACAUACACAUGCUAACAGAGAAGAAGGUGGAUUCAUUUUUAUUAAGUAUAAAACUUUGAAGGAAACAUUGUGCUGUUUAAAGGACUUACAUGAUGGUAAUAAAAUAAAGAUAUUGCCAGAAAAGAGUAAAAUGAAUAAGACUAAAAAGAUGGAUAAGAGAGAUUUGAAUCAGCAGCAGACAGCAAGAAUGGGAAAUUCGUUAAAGAAAAUAUCAUGCUUCAGUCAUGGUGAAAACUUUUCAAAUAGAGAAAGUUCAACUUGUAUGAGAAGUUCUAAUGAGAAUAAUAAAUCAGAUGAUUUUUCAGAAAAUUUUGUGUAUAAUCAUAAACCUAAUCAAAAUGAAAUUAAAGACCAUGAAGACCAACUAGAUUUAGCAAAAUUUGAUAGGAGAUCUUCAAGACAAACUUUCAAAGAGAAUGAAUAUUCUGAUGCUACAAUGGAUUAUGAAAAAUAUUAUCGGGUAACGAAAGAAGGAGCUUAUUCUAUACACUUUCCAAAUAGGAAAGGACUUACUUCAGAAGAAUUAAAUAAUUUAUUUUCAUCUUAUGGAAAUGUUUUAUCCAUAUAUACAAAUAACAGUGGACUGGUAUUUGUAAAAUAUGAAACACAGGAAACAGUAAUAAAAUGUUUAAAAGAUUUACAAAAUAGUAAUGUAAUAACUAUAUUACCACAAAAAGAUAAAAUUGCAAAUGAAACAAAGACAACUGAUCAAAAAAACGACGAUCAACGACAAGCAGGAAAGGGGGAAGAUAUUUCACGGAGGAUGCUCAAUAAUGACAAACAAUUUAAUUCAAACUUCACUAAUAAUGAAAAAUUCUCAGAAAAUCGAAAGAAGCAUGUUUACAAUGUGGAAACUUCUGAUUGGAAUAAAUUUGAAGAUACUGAUAUUUCAAGCACUGCUUCUUGCAUUUCAAAACAGAGUUGUAAAUCUAUUGAAACUGAAAUUAAACAGAAAAAUACAGAUCCAUGGAUAUCUAAUGAGAAAUUUUCAAGACAACAAGAUUUCAUGGACAAAAAUGAUCAAGAAAAGAAGUUGAUGAGAAAACAACUGGAAUGUAAAUUUUAUUCUUCAAGAAACACUGAGACAGAUACCAAAAUGAAUAGAGAUGUGCCAGUCAGCACAUGUGAUUACAAAGUAACAACGUUAGUUUCUGACACAGAAGUAAAACGAAAAGAAUACAUUGAAAAAAUUAAAUCUGAUAGGUCGGCGUUACUAGUUUUAUUGUCAAAAGCAGUUACGGAUUUUUCUGAAUUUGAGUUUAUUCCAAUGCAAGAAUUAAUUGUUGCCAACAUUCAUAUAAGUUAUGGCAUGUAUUAUAUUUUACAUUUGCUUCAGAAAUACAAUCCGAUUUCAGCGACGUGUGUAAAGAUUACUGAAAAAACUUGGACACGAUACUGUCAUGUAUACUUUAAGACUGCACAAGAUGCGGAAGCCGCAGAAGAAGAAUUUGAUAAUUUUUAUUUAUCUAGUAAAAAACUUAUUGUUUUACGAAAAUCACGAUUGAUGGAACUCUGUAAAUAAUUUUUUUUUUUAUUAAUGUAUAACAAACUUUUUACAAAAAUUUUCUUUUUUUACCAUUAAUAUAAUAGCUUUUUGCUUAAUCAUAUUAAAAUAUUUUUCAAUGUAAUAUGUAUAAGCAAUCUUAUGAAGUAUAAUAAAAUAUAUUUACUCAUUAAAUAAAUAUAGACUGUAAGAAUGAUAUUAAAAGUUGAUUUUCAUAGGACGACAUAUACUUUAAUAAAAAGAUGCAAAUGUAUGCA